This is a messenger RNA of Trichobilharzia regenti, 744 nucleotides long. NCBI's taxonomy places the organism in Eukaryota, Metazoa, Platyhelminthes, Trematoda, Strigeidida, Schistosomatidae. The record is from the annotation of a GenBank genome assembly.
ACGUGUUGAUUUUCAUAAUAAAAGGAUCUGUUGCCUGGCCCUUGUCUUCUGUUGUUACAUUUGGUGUCGCUGCCUACCGACAAAUGAAAAGCCUAUACCCUGCAGUUUUUGAUGGAGACAUAUGGAUCUUCGGGCAGGACUUCAAGGCUUCUGCGCAGUUGAGUGGCGUUCAAGAUCUGUCAGCGAUGGAGCUGCUACUUGAGACGCUGCUGGGAGGUCGGGCGAAAGCAGCAUAUGAAGGUGUGGGCCGAAGUAUGGACGAAUGUUCGACAGGGUCAGGCAAACAGUUUCCAAAGUGGGAAGGACCAUAUAUGGUCACUUCGAGAUGGGGUUACGCAGACACAGUCGCAAUGGCGAACAAUGAGAGGCGCGUGAACGUCAACGAGCUCCAGAAAUGGAUACAGCGAGACAAGCCAACGAUGACGCCUGCACCAAGUAGAUCAAGCCGACUUCAGUCGCACGUAUUUGACGGGGGGACGAGUGUGGUGAGAGCAGGCUGCUAGCCGAUUGGUUGGCACUAAUCUACGUUAAGGUCUAGGUCACUAAUAUGGGCCGUGAGAAAAUAUGAACAAGCCUGAGUCAACAACCAAUCACAGCAAAGUUAACGUGGCAAAAUAUGAUUCGCAGAUAGAGAACUCUAUUUGUCAAGGAAUCCCGAAACAACCAAUCAGAAGCCUGUGUUUGUCUACCUAAACAACCAAUCAGAUGACUGCGCUUGUCUAUAAUAAUGUAGUUGAAAGAUGC